Messenger RNA from Paramecium tetraurelia, 1377 nucleotides. RefSeq lists its product as uncharacterized. Lineage: Eukaryota; Ciliophora; Oligohymenophorea; Peniculida; Parameciidae. The record is from RefSeq and is a predicted model, not a curated record. Gene Ontology annotation, molecular function: protein binding. The transcript is spliced from 6 exons.
AUGUGCAAUCAUCUACAUCCUAGAUAAGCGGAAUCUUAGAUGGAAAUUGUAUUAUGCGAAGAUGAAGAUUGCGAUUAUUAAUAUUUACCAUAAUGCUUUAAAUGCGCCUUUAAAUAAUGUAAAUCACAUUUUGUUAAUUGUAAAACUGGUGACAGAUUUUAAGGUUCCAGAGCCUUGCUUUAAUAAAAACAUAAUGAAUUGGAAAUGCAAUUUUUCAAUCUAAAUUAGAAAAUUAAUCAAAAAUUAGCCCUUCUACUUCAAUAAACAAAAUAUAUUAUAAAUAAAGUUGAGUAGUUUUGCGAUAAUGGUUUUUUCGAGGACAUUGUUCCGUUUAACUUUAAUAUAGAUUAUAUAAUUGACGUAUAGAAGGAGCUGGUCUAAGAUAUUGAUUACAAAUUUGAAGCAGUGCAAGAUUAUAUAAAUGAGUUCAACGAAUCACAUAAUUUGUUUAAGAAGAAGGAAUCAAAAAAACACCAAAAAUACUCUAUUAUGCAUGAAUUUAAUAAUAACUUGGUUAAAGCUUUGGAGACGAUUAAUGAUAGUCUGAAAAUGGAUCCUUUAUCAUUGUUUUCCCUUUAUCAAAAAGGAAAUAUACUUCUAAAAUAACAAUAAUAUGAUGAAGCUUACAAGUACUUGCUCAAGGCUUUCCUCCUUAGCAAAAUGUCAAAAAAGAAAGAAUUAAAAAAUCAAAUCUUCUUAACUUUAUGUGAUAUAUAUAUAGCUAUAUUAGAAGAAAAUUGCUAUUUUAAAAUGAAAUAAUACAACUUUUUAAUAGAAUUAUAGAACUAGUACUCAAAUGAAUUUGAUGAAAAGAAGGUUUCUAUGUUUAAAGCCUUUGCCGAAUUCAAUAGAAUGGAAUAUAAAAAUGCCAUUAACAGUCUAAAAGAAAUGAAUUAAUCUCAAAUAGCUGAUUAAAAGGCUUCAAAAUUUUGGGAUUUAUGCUCAAGCGCAGAAAGAAUUUAGACGGAAAUAAAAGAAUAGUCAGAAUUAAACUCAUAAGAAAUGUUAAAAGAUUCCUUGCAAAGUUUUUCUAAUUUCAAUCAAAAAAAAAGUGUUCAAAAUUAUAAUCAAACGCCUCAAACGGAAAUACCCAAUCCUUUGAUAAAUAUAUUACUAGACACACUUUAAAAAUAUUUUACAAUCACUCUUAAUUAGGAUGAAAAUGAUAUAAAUCUUGCUUUAUUUAAUUAGAAGCAACAAUAUAUUAUUUAGCUUUAGGGAAAUGAAAUCCACAUAGUAAAUUUAAAAUCUUUUCAAACAGAAGAUAAAGAUUAACAAAUAGAGAAAAUUCAUUAGUUAGCAUUGCAAAUCCUAGAGUAAGCCAUCUCUAAUUUAUUAAAAAAAAAAAAACCCUAUAAUUCGCCAAAUAAGAGGUGA